Messenger RNA from Aspergillus fumigatus Af293, 1572 nucleotides. The record is from RefSeq and is a predicted model, not a curated record. Lineage: Eukaryota; Fungi; Ascomycota; Eurotiomycetes; Eurotiales; Aspergillaceae.
AUGCGCGUAAGCAAGCUUUCAUAUCUUGCUCUGUCCUGGACUGCCUUGACAGAUGUUCUGCCUCAAAAACCGAACGAGCCAUCCUGCAGGUUCGCUCGCCAGUACACACAGAGGGAAAUCGUGAAGGAUCCCAGCAAUUUUAUCAGCGAUCUAUUGUACUGGGAGGGUAAAUUCCACCAGAACAAUGUCUCGUACAACUCGGGGAAUGGGAUGUCCUACGACGGGACCAACAUCGACUUUACCACUGGCGAAAGUACAGUCAAGCAUCCUUUUAGCGCCGCAAGUAAAGAGUCGCUCCAAAUAAUGCUGUAUGCGCAUGCUGUGGCUGGUUCGCCGGAAGCCGCUCGUUUUCUUUCACCCCAGGAUCCGUCAGCCGCGCCAGGGCUUGCUGUCUCGAUCAUGGAGAGGAAGCUGCGAACUUAUCUGAGAUUUAAUGAGACAUUUCCUGGAUUUGGAGGCUACCUUCCUUGGUUCACUUCCACGGAGCAGGACCUCACACCAACCGCAGACUGGAACAAUCGCGUUCCGGGACUGGACAAUGGAGAACUUCUCUGGGCUGUUUAUGCCUUUGUUCAAGCCUUGGAAAACACUGGAAAGCCCUCUUAUGCAGAACUGGCCAGCCAGUGGCAGAAGUGGAUAGAUUACACCAAGACUACUGGAGCCAAGCAUCUCAAGAUUUUCUAUGAAGGGAAAGGUCAAGUGUGCGCCGUAACGACCAUCAAGAACCAGUCCCUGCCUGUGGAUCAUCCUGACCAAGGAUACGCCUGUGAAGGCAGUGGUCGGCUCAACGAUCCUUACGAGGGUGAGCUAUUUACGUUCUGGCUCCAGUUCUUCGGUGGUCUGUCCGACGAAGACGUAGAACAGCUCUGGGCUGUGAAGAAGCCCAUGCUGCAGAGUGUUGACUACCAUAUGGGCCACGUAGGACCCAUUACUGUGCAGAAGGGUUACUGGUUCUCAAGCCAUGAGCAAUGGAAGGUUAUGGAAAUGCCCUACUACGACGUCGACAUUAUUCGCCGUGUCUUUAAGAACGCCGAACGAGUCCGAACCUGCAACUCGCUCGUCACCAAGACCCCCGGCAUGUUCGCCUCCGUCAACAACAUCACCGAUCCAGCAACCGGCGACGUGACCGGGUAUAUCUCCAACACCGGCGUCCCAUCCAUCUCCUUCCUUCCGCAGCAGGAGCUGGACGUCAUUACUCCGUACAGUGUGUUCCCAACCGUCCUCUUCGACAAGGGAGUUGGCCUUGCCUGGUGGAGGAACAUGGUGAUGGCCAAGAAGAUGCAAAAUCCCUACGGCAGCACCGAAUCCACCCGCGUUGAUGGAAAGGGCGUCUCGGCCCUCCUUACCUGGGACAGCAAAGUAACCACGGUGGCUGCCCUCCUCGGCGGAGUCACCGAUCUUGUCCGCCAGCGGAUGAAGGCCGAGGGUAUAUACGAGGAGUUCAUCAGUUACGCCGAGAAAGCAUACGCGGCCGUCUUCACCCACCUCAAAGGCGAACACGUCGAUUUCUGCCUUCCCGGGGAAACUGUCACAGAUGCGGGUCUGGAGGACUUUACGCUGUGUGAUCAGUAG